Molecule: messenger RNA, 4046 nt
Organism: Propithecus coquereli (Coquerel's sifaka)
Lineage: Eukaryota; Metazoa; Chordata; Mammalia; Primates; Indriidae
Product: leucine-rich repeat-containing protein 9
Exons: 29
Coding region: 156-4046 (1296 amino acids)
Molecular function (GO): protein binding
Source: RefSeq, a predicted model, not a curated record
GUACACACCAGGCCCGAGGCUAGAGAGGUUGUGCCCGCUGCUGCAAGACAGGUAUUAGGAGGACGGAGUGGACUCUGACCUGUCUCGGAUUGCCCUGGAAUCCAUCGUCUCUCGGGGAUAAGAUAUGAUAUUGUGACCAUUGUUUUUAAUGGAAAAUGAUUGAAAGUGAAAAUCUAAACCAAGAAGAAAUAAUUAAAGAACUGUGUUUGUGCAAUGGUUUAUCUUACGAGAUGGUUGUACAAGAAGGAUCAAACACUUCAAAACUGGAGAUGUUUUUCUCAGGGUAUCCUCGUAUAGUUGGAUUGUCAUUAUUUCCUAACUUAAUAAGUCUUACAAUUGUUGCUCAAGAUAUAAAAGAAAUUUCAGGGUUAAAGACUUGUUUACAACUUAAAGAACUUUGGAUUGCUGAGUGCUGCAUAGAGGGCUUGCAAACUUUGAAGAAUUUAAAUGAUCUCAACCUUGCUGGAAAUCUAAUAAGCAGCAUUGGCCGAUGUCUUGACCCUAAUGAACAACUGGAAAGAUUAAACCUUUCUGGUAACCAAAUAUGUUCUUUCAAGGACCUCACUAACUUAACCAGGCUGCGUUGUUUAAAGGAUCUAUGUCUGAAUGAUCCUCAAUAUAAAACCAAUCCAGUUUGUCUGCUGUGCAAUUAUUCCACACAUGUAUUGUAUCACCUGCCUUGCCUUCAAAGACUAGACACAUUUGAUGUGUCAGCAAAGCAAAUCAAGGAACUGGCAGAUAUCACAGCAAUGAAAAAAAUAAUGUAUUAUAAUAUGCGUAUAAAAACUGUUCAAAGGCAUCUUAAUGAAGACCUUGAAAGACUGAAUGAUCGAAAAUGCAAAUUACAAAAAUUGCCAGAAGAACGAAUAAAAUUACUCAGCUUUGCGAAAAAAAGUUUGGAACGGGAACUGGCUGAACUAAAGGGAUCUGGCAAAGGGCACAGUGCUAGAUCCAAUAACAAUAAAGUAACUGAGCUUGAAAAAUCAAAGAAUUAUGAAACUGUCACAGAAGAACCAAGUCUUCAACAGAAGAUAACGACCAAACUAAAUGUCUUGAAUGAAAGGGUAGCAUUCUGGAACAAAAAAUUAGAUGAAAUUGAAGCAAUUUAUCACAUUGAAGUAAAGCAAAAGAAGAAAACUCAUGGCUUAUUGAUCCCAUUUUUAUUAAUUGAGUUGGAGACUGUGGGGAAUAUCCAUUUUGAAGAAGGCACUCGAUCUGACGACUGGUUUAAUUCCUGCUAUGAAUUAAUUCUGUCACGUUUUUGUACAUGGGACUUCAGAACAUAUGGUAUUACAGGAAUAAAAGUAAAACGUGUCAUUAAAGUUAACAACCGCAUUCUGAGACUAAAAUUUGAAGAGAAAUUUCAAAAGUUUUUGGACAAUGAAGAUAUGCAUGAUCCGGAGAGCUAUCGAAAGAUGCUAGAAUGCCUUUUUUAUGUUUUUGAUCCUGAAGUUACAGUGAAGAAAAAGCAUCUGCUACAAAUACUUGAAAAAGGUUUCAAAGAGAGUCAAACAAGCAAGCUGCCUCUCAGAAAAGAAGCUGUUAUUCUUGCUAACAGCCUAAGUAUGUGUGAGUGUCCCAGAAUUGAAUUUCUACAGCAAAAGUACAAGGAUGAGAAGAAAAAUUCUCUUGAGCAUGAGCUCUUCAGACAUGGCAUCCUCCUCAUUACAAAGGUUUUCCUUGGCCAGAGUGUUCAGGCUCAUGAGCAAGAAUCCAUCAAUCAAGCCAACUAUCCAAUGGUUAAUUCAGUGUUCAUUCCUCAGAAAUAUUUACUAAAUUCUAUCAUAGGACAAAGAAACUGUGAUUGCAGCGUUCGGCAGUGCAAGUGGUUUGUCUUUGAUCAUGAGCUUGUUUUGCCAGAAUAUGUCGUUGAAUUUGAGUAUAUUACAGUGGUCAAGGCUCACUCUUUAUUUUCUUCAUUCAACAAUGUUAUUCUAGAAGAAAGCAAAAAAAAUUCAGAAGGAGCAGUAUUGUCCCAGGAUUUGAAAUUUGAUGAUGAAGUUAUAAAAAUGCAGCCCAGGAUCAAGCCCCGACCAAAACUUACUAGUUUGGAUGAUAAAACAAUUCUUUCCCUUGCCAAGACUAGCAUUUUCAGUCAUAUUGUGUAUAACCUUGAAUACUUGGAUGCAAGCCAUAACCAUGUGAUAACCCUUGAGGGAUUUAGAGGUCUGAUGAAACUAAGGCACUUAGACUUGAGCUGGAAUCAACUGAAAAAAUCUGGCGAUGAAAUAAAUAUGUUAUGCAAACACACAGCAACCCUUCUCACUCUUGAUAUUCAACAUAAUCCAUGGCAAAAGCCAGACACAUUGAGGCUAAGUGUUAUUGGCAGAUUAAAGACUCUUACACAUUUAGAUGGAGUCCUCAUUUCUGAAGAAGAAGCAACAGAAGCGAUGAAAUUUAUUACUGGAACAAGGAUUACUCAGUUAUCUCUCUUACGGCAUUCCAGUACUAAAGAAGAGAGACCACGGAUACUUAGUGUAUGGCCUUCUGCCAAAAUUCUGACACAGAUUUCAAAGUUAGGACCACAUUUACAUCUGAGUGGAAACUGGUACUUGAAGAUAACUGCCUUACAUUUAGAUGGACAGCAUCUCUUUGAAAUCACAAAUUUAGAAAAAUUGAAAAAUUUGAAAUGGGCAUCAUUCAGCAACAAUAACCUCACUAAAAUGGAAGGCUUGGAAUUCUGUGUUAAUUUGGAAGAACUCACAUUAGAUGGAAACUGUAUCUCAAAGAUAGAAGGUAUUUCCAAGCUCACUAAAUUAACCCGGCUCAGCAUAAAUAAUAAUCUUCUCACUGGUUUGGAAAAGCAUACUUUUGAUAACAUGCUUCAUCUUCACUCCCUUUCUCUUGAGAACAACAGAAUCACAUCAUUGAGUGGUUUACAAAAAACGUUUACUCUAGUCGAAUUAUACAUAAGCAAUAACUAUGUUGCUGUCAAUCAGGAGAUCUAUAAUUUAAAGGGUUUAUGCAACUUGGUCAUUCUAGACAUGUAUGGAAACAUUGUUGUAUGGAAUCAAGAAAACUACCGGUUGUUUGUAAUAUUUCAUCUUCCAGAACUGAAAGCUUUGGAUGGAAUCUCAAUUGAACCACCAGAGACUGAGAAUGCAAAAGAUUUGUUUGGUGGCAGACUAACUUCUGACAUGAUUGCAGAACGACAAGGACAUUCCACUUUCACCGAAAUGCAAGAACUAAAUUGGACUUCAUCAUCUAUCAGAACUGUGGAUUUGAUUCCAGUUGAUCAGUUUAGAAAUGUGUGUAAUGUGAAUCUACAGAACAAUAAUCUUACCUCAUUUAGUGGAUUAAUCUAUCUGCCUAAUGUGAAGGUCUUAUGCCUCAACUAUAAUCAUAUUGAAUCAAUCAUGCCCAGAGUAAAACCUCAGAUGCAUUUAACCAACAGACAACUACUCUACCAGAAAGUGGCUUCAAGUGGCUAUGGACAGCAAGGAACUUCAAAAACAAACAGAGAUACAAUGUGCAGUGAAAAUUUGCCUCCAAUAAUGCACAGUUUAGAAGUUCUUCAUUUGGGCUACAAUGGAAUUUGUAAUUUAAUCCAGCUACAACUUAACAGGCUGACAAAUUUAAAAUUCCUCUUUCUACAGGGGAAUGAAAUCAGUCAAAUUGAAGGGCUUGACAACUUAGUAGUCCUUCAGGAAUUGGUAGUGGACCAUAACCGCAUCAGAGCAUUUAAUGACAGUGCUUUUGCCAAACCAAGUUCUUUGUUGGCACUUCACCUGGAGGAAAACAGACUACGAGAGCUGAGCAAAUUACAACCUUUGGUAAAACUAGAGAAACUCUUCCUAGGAUAUAAUAAAAUCCAGGAUAUCACAGAAUUGGAAAAACUUGAUGUUAUCUCUUCUCUCAGGGAACUUACAGUUUAUGGCAAUCCAAUUUGUAGGAAAAUGGUACAUCGCCAUGUGCUCAUAUUUCGACUGCCUAACUUACAGAUGUUAGAUGGAAUUCCUGUGAAUUCAGAUGAUAGGGCAAAAGCUGAAUUUCACUUCUCUGAACUACAAGCAAAGAAAAACUCGAUGAUCUUAGUAUCUAUUUAG